AUGGCGAAUCUCAUCGACCCAAGCACCACCAAGUUGGUCCUUAUCGUCUCCCUCCUGUGGAUCAUCUCAUUCACCCUCCACACGCACUACGAGAUCAACGACAUCAUCUUCUACUCUGUUGCCAUCGGAACUUCCUUCGUUUUGGCCACCGCGAGCUGCGUCUGCCUCUCGGGUCUUGCCGUCAUCGCCGUCUAUUUUUCAGUCCUGGCCAACGCUGCGAUUCUUUGCAUCAUCGUUAUGCUCAUUCCGGUCCUUCAAUAUCUUCUUCAAUGCAUUUCAUCCUUAUUCACUGGUAUUAAAAAUCUUUGCGAUCGAGUAAUCGGGUUCUGCGAUGCGGUGUUCGGUUUCUUGGACAACAUUAAUACUGCGGUGCAGUUGUUUCCCCCGUCAUUUGACAGAUUUCUUUACGGACCUGAAGGUCUUGAGCCACUCACUGAUGAAUGA
Molecule: messenger RNA, 444 nt
Organism: Fusarium fujikuroi IMI 58289
Lineage: Eukaryota; Fungi; Ascomycota; Sordariomycetes; Hypocreales; Nectriaceae
Exons: 1
Coding region: 1-444 (147 amino acids)
Source: RefSeq, a predicted model, not a curated record